AUGAAGAAAAGACGCUCCAACAUCCUCAUGAAGGUCACAGCAAGAACCUGGCACUGUGGAUUCUGGGCCUCCUGCUCUGAGCUGCUGCUCCAGACACCUGCCAGCAGCCAGGGGUCGCCGGUGGUGCCAAAUAACCAGUGUUCUGACCAUCAAGAAGCUCACUGCUUAAUUCCUGGCAUAUUCCAAGAUGUUUCCCAUUACAAGAAGCAUGUGGCUGCGUCUGGUAUACGGGGUUCCCAUCACAGGAAGCACGUGGCUGCAUCUGAUAUACGGGGUUCCUACUGCAUGAAGCACGUGCCUGCAUCUAGUAUACGGGGUUCCCAUCACAGGAAGCACGUGGCUGCAUCUGAUAUACGGGGUUCCUACUGCAUGAAGCACGUGCCUGCAUCUAGUAUACCGGGUUCCCAUCACAUGAAGCAUGUGGCUGAGUCUGGUAUAUGGGGUUCCCAUCAUGGGAAGCACCAGGCUGCAUCUGGUAUACGGGUUCCCAUUACAGGAAGCACAUGUCUGUGUCUGCCUGCGGACGGUAUACAGGGUUCUCAUCACGGAAAGCACGUGGCUGCAUCUGGUAUACCAGGUUCCCAUCACAGGAAGAAUGUGCCUGUGUCUGGUAUAUGGGGUUCCCAUCACAGGAAGCACAUGGCUGCAUCUGGCUGCGUCUGGUAUCUGGGGUUCCCAUCAUGGGAAGCACAUGCCUGCAUCUGGUAUACUGGUUUCAUUUAUUUUCCUGCCCUUAUUCUGUACCUGAACCCAUCAUCUAUUUCUUAUGAAUUUUUAUUUUCAUCAAUAUGUACACUUCUAUCAACUUCCUAAAAUUCUUUGACACAUAUCUGUUACAGAUCAAUGAAAUUACUAAACUAACUGAAAUAACCAGCAAGCCCCCGAUGCAUGACAGAGCUUCAGAUCUGUCAGCCAUAAUUUCCAAUAGAGCCAAUAAUGUAUCCAUUCUCACUCAUCAAUUCCAGUGUUUUCCCCAAGACACGUGGUUCCUAUCACAUUUGUCAUCCACCAAAACCCUUCCUCAGGGGCACCCGCAGGCCCUCAACGUGCUCCCACCACCAGGUGUGGCUCUGCAGCGAUUCAGUCCUCUCACCUGUUCAACAUCUUCCAACAUUUCACCCAUUCUCACGUGUCAAUUCCAGCGUUUUCCCCAAGGUAUGUGACUUCCUACAAAACCACAUAUUUCUAACAACUAUGUUAUAUUUUAGCCUCUAUGAAAGACCGGAAAAUAUUCUCCAAGGGAUCAUCUCUGUGGCGCAUCCCAUGAACAUUUCCUUUCCUUAGAUGCCCCCACCUGGCAACUCCUGGCGUCCUGGUACUGGCGUCCAAGGAGACAGGGAACAGGACUUGUCAGGCAGAGGACAGCACCCUGCGGGAAGAACCCAGGCUGCUCCAGGACCCCAGCUGGACACUGUGCAUCCUGGCACGGCAACCUUGCCAUGCUCCCACCUCCAAUCUGGCCUUAAGGCCCUCCAACCCUGACCCCAGGAUUCUGCCCAGCACUAGGAAACAGCCCCCAGGUGGGUGCCCCAAGCCUCUGCUGCUCUUCCUUUUCAUUCUGGUGCUGGAGCCAUUUGGUGUCAUCCAAUUUAUGGGACCUUUCUCAAAAGCUGUGGACAGGAGAUGCUUUCUAAAACCCAGAAGUUAGAUUUGAUUAAAAACAAAAUUACAUAUAUAGAUUUCAAUGGACCAAGCAACUCUGUAUCCCAGAAUCCCAUGAAAAAGCUAAAUUGACAAUACUUAGAGAAAUAAAUUGGCAGAACAGAAUUACUUGUCUAAAGUCACCUCUGGUUAAACUGGAAAAUACACGUAAACACAGCAUGUCUUUCUUAGUCAAUCCUAGAGUAGAAUUUUAACUCAAGAUUUAGGAAUUCGAUCAAUUCUAAACAACUUGGAACUCCAAAAUAAUUAACUACCAUUACUGUAAGCUAUUUUCCACUUGAUAAAACACACCUUUUUCUAUAGAAAUCGCACAAGGACACAAGGAAAUCCGAAUGUGCCAGGCACGCACACAGAGAAGGAGCCCAACCACACUAAUGCACACAGGAACCGUGUGCAGGGCCUGGUGUGUGCUGGGCGUGGAAGGUGCAAUCCUGCAUGUCGUCUCGAGGGGUGGGACUAUCAUGGGCAUCCUGUGAAUGGCGGCAACGCUCUAUGCGAACGCAAUAAAAAUUAAACCAUCAUGAAAGGAAACUUCAUCCCACACCUUAAAGCAAUAUAGAUUCCAGGCACUUCUGAGUAGCAAUAAUAAACAUCUCAUGCAGCUAAAAGGGAAAAUUUCAACCCAAAAGGAAAACACACAGAGAACCCUGGUGGAGCCAGGUGAUGGCAAGGGCUCUUGGCUUCACCCGGAAAUGACGCAACU
Messenger RNA from Pan troglodytes (chimpanzee), 2365 nucleotides. RefSeq lists its product as uncharacterized. The transcript has 3 exons. Bases 1 to 813 code for a protein of 270 amino acids. Lineage: Eukaryota; Metazoa; Chordata; Mammalia; Primates; Hominidae. The record is from RefSeq and is a predicted model, not a curated record.